GACACCAGCAACAUGUGAAGACGAGCAGCUUCUCCAGUUCUGCUUUUAACCUGCCAACUACAUGACACGGUUGUAGUUUGAAUCAGGGUGCAGUGAAGAGAUGGGGCUGCAUUUGUAGAGAACUGUGGGGUUUUUCAGCCUUUGAAGAAAACACAGGAAGAUGAAGUCUGCAGGAGUGUGCGAGAGCGUUCUCUUCACGGAGUCCUACUGCAGCGUCUGUAACGCCCAGCUCAUCUCCCAGUCACAGCGCAUCGCUCACUACCAGAGUAAGAAGCAUGCCAGUAAAGUGCGUCUGUUCUACAUGUUGCACCCGGAGGAUGGUGGCCCCCCCUCAAAACGCCUCAGACCAGACGACCCUGACAGUGCUGAGGAGGUGGAUGUUAAUAAGUGCUGUGUUCAGUGUAAUAUGUUCUUCACCUCUCCGGUUGUGGCUCAGUCUCAUUAUCGUGGAAAAACACAUGCCAAGAGAGUUCGUCUAAUGCAGGGCGUGACAGAGACCCCCCAAGACCACCACACCCAAACAGACCCCGCCCCUGAGCCCCCUCACCGCACUGACUCUCCUCUGGUUCCGGCCAGUAGCGGCGCUCAGUCUGUGCGGUUCUGCUACCUGUGCGGAGCGUGCUUUAAUAACCCUCUGAUGGCCCGACAGCACUACAGGGGGAAGAAACACAGCCGAAAUGCAGCCAGAGCACAGUUACUACGGCAACUCACCGGACACCUGGACGCCCUGGCAACCACAGGUCUCAGAGGCAGCUUCUCCUGCAGCGUCUGUGCUGUUUCUCUGAACUCUAUAGAACAGUACCAUGCUCAUCUCCAGGGGUCCAAGCACCAGACCAACCUGAAGCAGCAGCAAAAAUGUGAUUCCUGUAAUAUGUGACCGCUAUCCCAAAUGGCUGGAAAACCUCCAAAUCACAGGGACUGGAAUGGUUCCUGAGGGCCGCUAGAUGGAUGUGGAGACAUCAGACCCAGGGUUCGUCUGCAAUGGAACAAUGCUGCUUAGUCAGGCAGCAUUUGGAGGUCAUCGAGUCCACAUUCAGGAAGAUAUCCCAUAAUCUUGCAUAUCUGCUGGACAGUUAAGGUAGCAGCGGAACACAGUGAGGAGAGGCCUGCUUAUGUGUAAAUGCUAUUUCAAACUCUUAACUAGUAGAAUCAAUAGUGUGAGUCCAGAGUUCUAGAAUAGUCAAGAAGUAAAAGUAGAACUUACUGAAAAUUCAACUCAAGCUGAAUUUUAAGCUGUGCCACAAUUCAGGGGCUGCAUCCUUUGAAGGCUGCAUUCCAUGAAGGCAUGUUCUUCGAAGGCUGUAUAGACCCACAAAGGCUGAACCGAAAUGAAGCAGAUUUCCAGUUUGGAUCACAGCAUCGCUGUUCCCGCCCUUACUGUUGCAUAACGAUUUGUGCUAUUGUCAACUUAUUUUAAAAUUCUUUAAAGACGGAGCCAGAACCUUUUGAUUUUGUUUUUUUAUUGAA
Molecule: messenger RNA, 1467 nt
Organism: Pygocentrus nattereri (red-bellied piranha)
Lineage: Eukaryota; Metazoa; Chordata; Actinopteri; Characiformes; Serrasalmidae
Product: zinc finger matrin-type protein 4-like
Exons: 7
Coding region: 161-877 (238 amino acids)
Molecular function (GO): nucleic acid binding; zinc ion binding
Source: RefSeq, a predicted model, not a curated record